Messenger RNA from Sinocyclocheilus rhinocerous, 4915 nucleotides. Its product is annotated as attractin-like protein 1. NCBI's taxonomy places the organism in Eukaryota, Metazoa, Chordata, Actinopteri, Cypriniformes, Cyprinidae. Bases 887 to 4915 code for a protein of 1342 amino acids. The record is from RefSeq and is a predicted model, not a curated record. The transcript is spliced from 29 exons. Gene Ontology annotation, cellular component: Golgi apparatus. Gene Ontology annotation, molecular function: protein binding.
GUUGAGUUUGCUCCAACCUGAGGAGCAGCCAGCGCGAGCUGCUCGUACUAUGGGAGCUUAAACGGUGGUCGAGGGGGCCAAAAUUCACACACUGAGAGGGUUUCAGCGCACUGGGACGAAGAGGAUAUAUACCUACACUGAAGGUCGACGCAUUCAUUAAGGAGUUUAUUACGUUGAGCCUGAAAAACAGCGAAAAAAUAUGCGGAUAACGGAUAGUUGCUCAGGUUUUCCAAAUCCCUCAGCGCAGCGGACAACAGCAGAAACAACAUCCGUGUUACUGACUGGUGCUGUUAAAAAGGAUGCUUUUUACUCCGAAACCUUCUCCGUUUAGCGUUUUUCCCCGUGGAAUAUGAAGAUUUAGCAACGCAAAGGUCAAGGUUUAAAGGCGUUAAAGCACACCAGCAGUGUAUUUGGGCAGCCAGCUGAAUGUUUACGCUUUAAAAUGGCUGCGGACGGGAUCAGAAUAAGACCGUUGAAUAAUAUGAUGCUUUAAAGCUGGAAAUAUCUCAUCACUUGAGUUAUGGUAAUGCUCUGGGAGGAAAGAUUUUUUUCAGUGUUAUGGGGAAUUAUUUUCCAGCCCUGUAACUGCAGGAGGUAACGUAGGAAAUUCCUGCCCUUGUUCAGAAACAAUGAGGCGAGAAAGAUGAUUUAAUAUGCCUGUGUUUAUGGUCAUUUUAUCAUAUCACACUCGGAUCUGGAGGUUUUCCAUUAAACGAUUGCCUAAAUUUUGGGAAACUAUUGCUGAUAUUUAAGGAAUAUCCAUGAUCUGUAAGUGAACGGAUCCCCUCUGCUGUUUUAAUUGAAACAAUCUGGGCUCCAGUAAGCAGGGAAGAAAGGCCCUAAGAUACUGAUACCCAAUCACCAACAAUAGCAGCAUCCCUAAACCAUGAAUGCUGGGAAGAGGAUGCUCAGACCUGAACUGUUUCUGGUCAGACAGAGACUGCAGGGCGUGCAGAGAUAUUUAUGGCUGUGUGUGAUGUUCUCCCUGGUGCUGAUUUCAGACUGCUCUCCAUCUAAACCCUGCGAGCAGAGCUGUCUGUCAGGCAGGUGUGUGAACGGAUCUUGUGUCUGUGAUCGUGGAUGGGUUGGGGACCAGUGUCAACACUGCCAGGGAAGAUUCAAGUUGACUGAGCCGUCUGGGUACCUAACAGAUGGCCCCAUCAACUACAAGUACAAAACCAAGUGCACCUGGCUGAUUGAGGGCUACCCAAACGCAGUCCUGAGGUUACGAUUUAACCAUUUUGCGACCGAAUGUAGCUGGGACCACAUGUACGUCUAUGACGGAGACUCGAUUUAUGCUCCCUUAGUAGCCGUCUUCAGUGGUCUCAUUGUCCCUGAAGUGAAAGGGAACGAGACUGUCCCUGAAGUGGAGACCAACUCAGGCUACGCACUUCUGCACUUUUUUAGCGACGCUGCCUACAACCUGACAGGAUUUGAAAUCUUCUACUCAAUCAACUCAUGCCCAAAUAACUGCUCUGGCCACGGGAAGUGCACCUCGGGGAACUCGAUAGCGAGCCGUGUAUAUUGUGAAUGUGAUAAGUACUGGAAGGGUGAGGCCUGUGACAUCCCGUACUGCAGGAACAACUGUGGCAGCCCCGAUCACGGCUACUGCGACCUCACCGGGGAAAAGCUCUGCGUGUGCAAUGACAGCUGGCAAGGUCCAGACUGCUCACUAACAGUGCCCUCCACAGAGUCUUACUGGGUCAUGCCCACAGUGAAGCCUUUUGGAGCAUCGCUGGGAAGAGCAUCCCAUAAGGCGGUGGUACAGGAAAAGGUUAUGUGGGUUGUUGGUGGCUACACCUUUAACUACAGCAACUUUCAGAUGGUUCUAAAUUAUAAUUUGGAAAGUGGCAUCUGGAACACUGUGCCCAUCAGUAGCGGACCCCUGCCGAGAUACGGACACUCCUGGGCACUAGAUCGGAAUGACAUCUACAUGUUUGGAGGCAAGUUGGAGAUGGGUGCCAGUAACGUAACAGAUGAACUGUGGGUUUUUAACAUACCCAAAAUGACAUGGUCGCAGAAGUCCCCCAGUGUGCCAGCCCACGGCCAGAUCUACGCUGUGGAAGGCCACUCCGCCCAUUUAGUAGAGCUGGAUAACGGUGAUGUGGUGAUGGUUGUCAUCUUCGGCUACUCCUCCAUCUACAGCUACAUCAGCAAUGUUCAGGAGUACAACAUCAGAACAAACACAUGGCUGGUGCCAGAGACCAGAGGAGCGAUCGCUCAGGGUGGGUACGGCCACAGCAGCGUGUACGACAGCAGCAGCAAGAGUGUGUACGUCCACGGGGGCUACAAAUCUCUUCCAGCAAACAAAUACGGCCUGGUGGAUGAUCUUUACCGCUAUGAGGUUCAGUCCCGCACAUGGAUGAUUCUUAGGGAAAGUAGUUACCCACGUUACCUGCAUUCGUCUGUGCUGCUGGGAGGAACGCUGCUCAUCUUUGGAGGAAAUACCCAUAAUGACACCUCUCUUAGCAAUGGAGCCAAGUGCUUCUCUGCUGAUUUCCUCGCCUAUGACAUUGCAUGUGAUGAGUGGAAGGUCCUUUCCAAACCAAACUUGCACAGAGACGUGAAUCGCUUUGGACAUACAGCAGUAACCAGUAAUGGGUCCAUGUAUGUGUUUGGGGGUUUCUCCAGCGUCCUUCUGAAUGAUGUACUAAUCUACAGGCCACCCAGCUGUGAGGCCUUCCUGGGGCAGGAGCGCUGUGAGACCGCAGGCCCUGGUGUGCGCUGCGUUUGGAAAGGGGGCCGCUGCGUGUCCUGGGAGCCCAGCUUCACUAACAGAGCUACACCUGCUCCAUUCUGCCCUGCCAAAGCUGCCACGGUGGAUGAGAGAUGUUACCGUUUCUCAGACUGCACCAGCUGUACCGCCAACACUAAUGGAUGUCAGUGGUGUGACAGCAAGAAGUGCAUCUCAGCGCUCAGUAACUGUAGUGCUACUGUGAAGAAUUUCACCAAAUGUCCAAUCAGAAAUGAGCAGAUUUGCAGUAAAAUGGCCAACUGCAAGAGCUGCUCCCUCAACCUCAGCUGCCAGUGGGAUCCUCAACAGCAGGAAUGCCACACCCUUCCUGCCCAGCUGUGUGGAGACGGCUGGAGCAAUGUUGGGGAGGCCUGUCUGCAGAUCAACUCCAGCAGGGAGAGCUAUGACAAUGCUCAGCACUACUGCAAGAACCUGGAGGGAAACAUCGCCUCCCUUACCACAGUAAAGCAGGUGGACUUUGUGCUGGAGGAACUGCAGAAGUACCAGCAGAAGGGGAAGAAACUGUCCCCCUGGGUUGGCCUGAGGAAGAUCAACGUGUCAUACUGGGGCUGGGAGGACAUGUCUUCAUUCACUAACACCUCACUGCAGUGGCUACCCAGUGAGCCCAAUGAUUCAGGCUUCUGUGCUUACCUGGAGAGAGCUCAGGUCUCUGGCCUCAGGGCGAAUCCCUGCACCGCCAACACAGACGGCCUCAUCUGUGAGAAACCAGUUGUGAGCCCGAACCAGAACGCCCGCCCGUGUAAGACGCCCUGCUCUCUGCGCACCUCUUGUGAGAACUGCACCAGCCAGGCCAUGGAGUGCAUGUGGUGUGGAAGCACCAAACGCUGCGUGGACUCCAAUGCCUACGUCAUCUCCUUUCCCUACGGCCAGUGUCUGGAGUGGCAGACAGGAGACUGCAUGUCUCAGAACUGCUCUGGUUUGCGUACAUGCGGUCUGUGUCUGGAGCAGCCUGACUGCGGCUGGUGUGGGGACCCUAGUAACACCGGCCGAGGGCAGUGCAUGGAGGGUUCAUAUCGCGGACCCAUGAAGAGCCCCUCCAGACACCGUCAAGACAUGGUGCUGGAGACGGGGCUCUGCCCAAAAGAACGGGGCUUUGAGUGGGCCUUCAUCCAGUGCCCUGCAUGCCAGUGCAAUGGCCACAGCACAUGUGUGAACGUCAGCGUGUGCGAGCAGUGUCGUAACCUCACCACCGGCCUUCACUGCGAAACAUGCUUGCCUGGAUACCAUGGAGACCCAACCAAUGGCGGAAAGUGCCAAGCCUGUAAAUGUAAUGGCCAUGCCAACGUGUGCCAGGUGCUGACGGGCAAAUGCUUCUGCACCACCAAGGGUAUCAAAGGCGACCAAUGCCAGCUUUGUGACUCAGAAAACCGUUACCUUGGCAACCCCCUCAGAGGAACCUGUUACUAUAACUUGCUGAUUGAUUACCAGUUCACCUUCAGUCUGCUUCAAGAAGAUGACCAGCACUACACUGCCAUUAACUUCAUGGCCACUCCUGAACAGACCAGCAAGAACUUGGACAUGUCCAUCAAUGCAUCAAACAAUUUCAAUCUGAACAUCACUUGGUCAGUGGGGUCAACAGCUGGGACCAUCUCUGGGGAAGAGAUCCCCAUUGUGUCCAAGACCAACAUCAAAGAGUACAGAGACAGUUUCUCUUGUGAGAAAUUCAGUUUUCACAGCAAUCCUAACAUCACUUUCUAUGUAUACGUCAGCAACUUCUCAUGGCCAAUCAAAAUACAGAUCGCCUUCUCUCAGCACAACAGCAUUAUGGACCUGGUGCAGUUCUUUGUGACGUUUUUCAGCUGUUUUCUGUCGCUGUUGCUGGUAGCUGCAGUGGUGUGGGAGAUCAAACAGACCUGUUGGGCCUCCAGGCGACGAGAGCAACUGAUGAGGGAAAGGCAGCAGAUGGCCAGUCGCCCUUUUGCCUCGGUCGCGGUGACACUGGAUUUGGGCAGCAAUCAAGUAGAACUGCUUCAGGGUGGAAUCGAGGGACCGCCCAAGCCAGUUGCUGUGGAACCCUGUUCAGGGGCUAAAGCAGCAGUGCUCACAGUGCUAAUGUACCUCCCAAGAGUGGCAUCUGGUGUUCCUCCACCCGGCCAGUCAGGUAUAGCCAUCGCCAGCGCUCUUAUCGACACGCCAACUGUUUUUUGGAGGCUGAUCUGA